UUAGUUCCUAAACUUCCUUUAUUAGAGCUAUUUCAAACCAUAAACGUUAUUUAUCUAAAGCUCACUCAAUUGUCUUCUGCAUUAACAAGAUCUAUUAUGUUAUUGAGCUUACCUGUUUGCGAUCUGAAAUUACUUCACGUCAAAAUUAAUGCAGGAAUGAGCUGCAUUUACCUGUUUGCAAAUAAGGGUGAAGGUCAAGUAUUUUAUAAUUUCAAUGCCUCUUUAAUGAUCAAAUCAAAGAACAGAGUAAAGCGGAUCGUAAAAGUGAAGACCCAGAAGUCUCCGUAUAUUCCAGAUUUGGUAAACACCAUAUCUGAAGCUUCCACCACUAACACUUAG
Funneliformis caledonium is the source of this 339-nucleotide messenger RNA. The record is from the annotation of a GenBank genome assembly. NCBI's taxonomy places the organism in Eukaryota, Fungi, Glomeromycota, Glomeromycetes, Glomerales, Glomeraceae.